CCCCUUUUCCCCCCCUUUUUUUAUUUUUUUUAUUUAUUUAUUUUAUUUUAUUUUUUUUGACAAAUAAAAAGAAAUGAAGAUAAACAUUUCUAUUUUAUUUGCUUUUAUUAUACCCUUUUUCAUUACAUUUUCAUUUGCUGAAAAGACUUUACUAAAGCAACUUGUUGAUGAAGGAAAUCAAUAUUUAAUAACAGGUCGAUUUAAUGAAGCCAUUACUAGCUUUGAUGCUGCCAUCCAGCAAGAUUCUUCCGAUUAUAUUUUAUAUUAUAAAAGAGCAACGGCUUAUUUGUCUUUAGGUAAAUUAAGCUCUGCUAUAUCUGACUUUACAGCUAUUCUCAAGUUACGACCCGGUUUUCAAAAGGCUUUACUGGAACGUGCAAAAAUAUAUAUAAAUAUUGGUGAAUUUACUUUAGCUGAAACUGAUUUACUUGAUCAUAAAGAUCAUGCUUCCGAUGAACAACUAAAAAGUUUGCUUGCAUCUGUUCAAUAUGCUAAAGAACAAUAUAAAUUAGGUCAGCAAGCACUUGAUAACCAGCAUUAUGAUCUUUGUAUUCAACAUAUGACUGAAGUUAUUCGUAUCUCUUCUCAAAACUCUCAAUGGAGACUUCUUCGUGCUCAAUGUCAUUUUGAAAAAGGAGAGAUCGAGGAAGCCAUCCAUGAUUAUACACGCAUAGCUCAUUUAAACCCUUCAGAUAAAAAUAUAUUAAUCAAUUUAGCAAAUUUAAACUAUUUUUCAUUAUAUGAACCUGAUAAAGCUUUAAACCAAGUAAAACAAUGCAUUCAUUAUGACCCUGAAGACCGACAAUGUAAAACUCUUUUUCGGUUCAUUAAACGUAUUGAAAAGGAAAUGAAAAAGGCAGAUUUACCGACACUUUUAGAAGAUUCUCAUCACACGAAUCCUGGUGGUUUUGUGAAUGAAAUAGAUGAAGCUUUUAAUAAACUAAAAGAUAAUUUAAACAUGACUAUAAGAAAUAUACCGAAACGACUUCACUUAAAGUUAUAUACUUUAGCUUGUAUGGCACAAGAAUACAAACUGGAACAGGUUGAAAAAUGGUGCAAUGCGGCAUUGAAGAUAGAACCAAAUCAUGUAGAAAUUUUAAAAAAAUUAGGCGAAAUGAAACUGAAUAUAAAUGAUUUUGAAGGUGCAGUACGGUAUUUAGAAAGGGCGCUGGAAGCCACUGAACAAAAAGAUAGACAAAUUAGACAUUUAUUACAACGUGCACAACAAUUACUACGACAGAGUAAAAGAAGAGAUUAUUACAAAAUACUAAAUGUGAACAGGGAUGCAGACGCUAAAACAAUUAAGAAAGCAUAUCGUAAACUAGCACAUGAAUGGCAUCCAGAUAAAUACAAUGGAGAACUUGCUAAAGAACAAGUAGAAAGUAAAAUGGCAGAUAUCAAUCAGGCCUAUGAGGUAUUAAGUGAUCCAGAUAAAAGGCAACAAUUUGAUAAUGGAUUUGAUCCUUAUGAUCCAGAGGCCAAUCAACAUCCUUUUGGUGCUCAAUAUGGAGGGGAUUCAUUUGUACGUUUUGGUGGUGGUUUCCCCUUUAACGAAGAAAUUGAGCCACUUCAUCAUGGUGAAACAAUAGAAAUGAAUGAAGCUAGUGGUAGUCAUUUACCAUCAUCUCGUCCUUUAUAUCGUAAAAUAGGUCAACUUGCAGAAGGAGGUUGGACUUCAGUUGCCAAUUUAGUACAAAACACAACAUCCACCUCACGUCCCUCACCUCAUAUCGACAUUGAUGAACCUUCGAAUUCAUCCCCUGACAUCAAGAACGAUGUCAAACGAACCUUAUAUCUAUUGUUGGAGGAACCUGCAAGUAGUCAAAGUGCAUUUUGGACCAACGUAAUUGUUUCGUUUUUGAUUGUCUUUAGUGCUGUUACAACUACGAUCGAGACAAUCCCUUCUUUUCGUUCAGCUAAAAGUAAUAGGGUUUGGUUUCAACUAGAAUCAGCCAUGGUAGCAUUAUUUACAUUGGAAUAUUUGUUACGAAUGUUUGCCCAUUCAGAUUCCUUUCGCAUGUUGAAAAAGUUUUUUACAUCACCACUGUCCAUCAUUGAUUUUAUUUCCAUUAUCCCAUUUUAUAUUGAAGUAAUUGCUAAACGAGAUACUACGUAUGAAUUUAGAUUUACAAUCUUAAGAUUGUUUCGAUUAUUACGAUUAUUUAAAUCAUAUAAAUAUUCUAAUGCAGUUGUGAUGACAAUUGAAGUCAUGAUGAUGGCCUUUCGAAGAUCAGGAGAUGCAUUGUCAGCUUUAUUCUUUUUUACAGUCACUUGUGUAGUUUUGUUUUCAACUUUACUUUAUUUUGCUGAAAGAGGUAUUUGGGAUGAAACAUUACAGACAUUUGUAGCGUCAGAUGGCACACCAAGUGCAUUUGACAGUAUUCCAGCAGCAUUUUGGUUUGUAUUGGUAACUAUUACAACUACAGGAUAUGGUGACAUGGUGCCUACCACUUUUGUUGGUAAAUUAAUUACAUUUCCAGCCAUGAUGUUUGGAGUUUUGCUUAUUGCCUUACCUUCUAUUAUUGUUGGAAGAAACUUUACAAUUGUUUGGGAAAGUAUGAGAAGAAGACAAUUCUCAAACCAAUUAGCACACACUAAUCCGAUGGGUGAGGAAAUAAAUGAGCAACAACAUACCAUUCAUAUCGUCUCCCCUUCCUCUAUUCAACCUACAACAACAAAAAAUAAUAAUUUUGAAAUAUUACCUAAUAAUACUAAUAAUGAUGAAGAGGUCAUGUCCCAGUUACAGACAUUAAUGACUUUAACUUUACAAAAUCAAGCGGCUAUUAAUAAAAUCAUCAAUGUCCUCGAAAGACAACAACUAGAUGUGAUGAACAACACUAAUAAUGAAGAAUUCUUAGAGCAACGACUACAUCAACAGAACGUUAAAGGAAAGAGUCCAUUCAUUAGAAAAGACAUAAAUCCAUUCAAUGACGAAUAAUGUCAUGUCAUUCAAUCAUCAUGAAUAUCCCGUUUGUUUCACAUAGAUCUUUGUUUUAUUUUAUUUUAUUUGUCUUUUUCUCCCUUCUUUUAUAGUUGCAUUUAACCACUAAAUGAAUUUAGAAUAUGUAAUAAAUAGCGUUAUGUACAUACAUACAUACAUUCUCUUUUGCUCUCUUUGACAUGUGCAGUAUUUCAGGUCCAUAUAUAUAGGAUAAUAGGCACAUAUACCUUAUGUAUUAAGAAGAAGAAAAAAAAAAAGAAAGAGGUAG
This is a messenger RNA of Cokeromyces recurvatus, 3209 nucleotides long. RefSeq lists its product as uncharacterized. The transcript has 12 exons. Gene Ontology annotation, cellular component: membrane; endoplasmic reticulum. The record is from RefSeq and is a predicted model, not a curated record. Gene Ontology annotation, molecular function: protein-folding chaperone binding; misfolded protein binding; monoatomic ion channel activity. Lineage: Eukaryota; Fungi; Mucoromycota; Mucoromycetes; Mucorales; Mucoraceae. Bases 74 to 2938 code for a protein of 954 amino acids. Gene Ontology annotation, biological process: protein folding in endoplasmic reticulum; monoatomic ion transport; transmembrane transport.